GAAUCUUUUCCCUCUCUUCGCAGCAGCCGCGUCCCUCUCGCUUCUAACUUCUCCAUUCUGUUGUGUGUGUCCUCAUUUCUCACUGAUUCGCCAGCCCGCAGCUAUCCUCCCUUCCCCGAUUCACCGUCAAUCCAUCACAGCUACGCCACCAUUCCAGCUUCAAAGUAGCCGCACCUUCUCUACAUUUCCCCUUAUGUCCUGAAAUCCUCACAGUCUAUCACCGGCUCACGGUCACUCCAAGAUUCGGCAAUCUCGUUUACCAGUUCCACACGACCACGAUUCCAGUUCCGGCUCCUUAAAGAUUUUGCAGAUCUUGGAUAUGAAUGCCUUCAAGGCUUUCAAAGCCAGUGUCCCAAUUGCAUGGAGUACUAAUCUUUAUAUCACAUUAGUAAGAGGCAUGCCAGGAACAAGGAGACUUCACAGACGUACAUUAGAGGCAUUGCGGCUCCGAAAAUGUAACCGAACUGUCAUGCGCUGGAACACUCCUACUGUUAGAGGAAUGAUUCAACAGGUAAAGCGAUUAGUAGUGGUUGAAACAGAAGAAAUGUAUAAAGCUCGUAAACAGAAGAUGGAACAGCACAGGGCGCUACGACCGCCAUUAGUUAUAAAUCACCUUCCGGCACCAAGUUCUGCUUCUGCCUCUUGAAACAUGUAUUGCUGUUAGAGGUACUUCUUGAGUAUCAGGACGAUGUUGAAAAGAAUUAUAUUUGAGUAGUGUAUUUUUCAGGAAUUACUUGACAAUCAAUGGCUUUUAUGCUCCAUUCAUCUUGCCAAAUUUAGUUGCUAGCUAAAAUAAUAUAUUGGAAUAUUUGCCAUUUUGAUAAUGAAAUGUCUACCAAAAUUAUUUUGAUGAA
Cucumis sativus (cucumber) is the source of this 854-nucleotide messenger RNA. Its product is annotated as 50S ribosomal protein L30. Gene Ontology annotation, cellular component: mitochondrion; large ribosomal subunit. Bases 320 to 646 code for a protein of 108 amino acids. Lineage: Eukaryota; Viridiplantae; Streptophyta; Magnoliopsida; Cucurbitales; Cucurbitaceae. Gene Ontology annotation, biological process: translation. The record is from RefSeq and is a predicted model, not a curated record. The transcript has 3 exons. Gene Ontology annotation, molecular function: structural constituent of ribosome.